This is a messenger RNA of Telopea speciosissima, 2358 nucleotides long. RefSeq lists its product as uncharacterized. Gene Ontology annotation, molecular function: RNA nuclease activity. Bases 163 to 1887 code for a protein of 574 amino acids. The transcript is spliced from 2 exons. Gene Ontology annotation, cellular component: peroxisome. Gene Ontology annotation, biological process: regulation of gene expression. The record is from RefSeq and is a predicted model, not a curated record. NCBI's taxonomy places the organism in Eukaryota, Viridiplantae, Streptophyta, Magnoliopsida, Proteales, Proteaceae.
GUGUGGGGCUAUCACUGCUUCGCCAGAUGUCGGUGCAGCUGAGGGGUAUAUAACGCUCCACGGCAUAAACGGCCGAAUCACCUUCGCUGUUUCUAUUAUAUUGGUAUUUGGGUUGGAGAGAGCUCGAACAGUCGUGUGAGCUGAAGUUUUUUAGGCAAAACCAUGAUAGCUAAUUCAAGCACAUCUGGAAUGCUAUUGUCUUCGGAAUCCUUGCUAGUCAAUGGAACAAAUACCAUCAAUUUAAGCAUGGGCACGCCUCAACCACCCUCAAACCAGCAAAGCAGGACUUCCUCACAGGGGCUAGUGGCAAGCACAUAUGGAAUGUUAUUGUCUUCGGAAUCCUUAGAAGUCAAUGGAACAGAUCCCAUCAAUUUAAGCAUGGGAAUGCCUCAACCACCCUCAAACCAGCAAUGCAGCAAAGUGGCUAUCUUCUGGGACAUUGAAAACUGCCCUGUUCCAAGUGAUGUCCGCCCCGAAGAGGUCGCUGGUAACAUCAGAACGGCAUUGCGUGUUCAUCCUAUUAUUGAGGGAUCUGUUACAACAUUCUCUGCAUAUGGAGAUUUCAAUGCCUUCCCAAGGAGGCUUAGGGAGGGCUGCCAGAGGACUGGUGUGAAACUUGUAGAUGUUCCAAAUGGAAGAAAGGAUGCAGCUGACAAGGCUAUUUUGGUUGAUAUGUUCUUGUUUGCUCUUGACAACCCUCCACCAUCGUCCAUCAUGCUGAUAUCGGGUGAUGUAGAUUUUGCUCCCGCUUUGCACAUAUUGGGACAGCGUGGUUACGCUGUCAUUCUUGUCAUUCCUACUGGAAAAGGCGUUUCAUCUGCCUUGAGUAAUGCAGGAAGGUUCGUCUGGGACUGGCACAGUGUGGCUCGUGGAGAAGGGUUUGUGCCUCCUAAAGCAUUAAUGUCCCGUGGGCCUACCGACAUUACUGGGUAUCUCAUGGGGUGUCAUAUGAAUGACAACACUGAUGGCCAAACUGAAGAGGAAGCAAUUGUUUAUAGAGGAAUGUCACAAAGUGAGUACACUGCUUGGGCUAACAUCAACCAGUUUUACUGUUUUAACUCCAGAGAUUUCUCUCAGACUUCACAGUCAAUAUCUGAAUACAGCAGUAAUUUGUUUACUAUGCCUAGUUUUCCCACUUCAAGAUCUCAUAGCCUUCCCUGUGGUCUGAACAAUGAUUCCGCAGCACCUGUUGCUGAGGACCAGAAUGACUCAGCAGACCCAACAUUGUGGGUCCAGCCUGGAGACCUCAAUGGUCUGAAGGGUCAGCUAGUGAAGCUGCUGGAGCUGUCAGGAGGGAGCCUACCCCUCACUCGUAUUCCUGCAGAGUAUCAUAAGAUUUUUGGACGGCCCCUAUAUGUGUCAGAGUAUGGUGCUUGUAAGCUUGUGAAUCUUCUCAAGAAAAUGGCAGACACCAUAACUGUGGAGGGGAAGGGAAGUAGGAAGUUUGUGUACCUCUGCAACUCCAUUAUUCAAGUUGACAAUACAAGCUUGAAUACUCCAUUAGGUGUGGCAAGGAAGGAUAAGAAGGGGAAGGGGCCGCAGGAGGAGAAUACUGAUGUAAGGGCAUGUGUUAACACAUGUUGCUCCUCGGAUGAGUUCUCAGACGAUGACAGGGUCAUUGGUCAGGAGAGGAGGAUGAAUCAAGAAAUUGACAGCCAGUUUGAACAGUUCAAGCAGGAACUACAAGAGCUUCUUGUUAGCUGGAGCGGAGGGAUCUUCCUUGGUACUUUUGAAGCAACAUACCAGCAGCGGUACAAGAAAGCACUGGACUACAAAAGAUUUAAUGUGGAUGAACUCGAGGAGCUGAUUGAAAAGGUGAAGGACAUUGUGAUUUUACAUGAAGAACCAGAGAGCAAGAGGAAGUUCCUGGUGGCUAUUGGUGGGUAGGAAUUUGAGUCAUGGUUGUACAUUUCGACUUAUGUAGUGUCCAGUAGUUGAGGACUGGAAUUAUGCUUAUUCAACCAUCUUGUUUUCUGCUUUAAGAUGGGUUGGAAAUUCAAGAGAGAAAAUGCUACUCUUGGUUGCAUCCAACAUGGACUUGAAGCCUUUUUUUUCUGUGAGGCUGCAUAAAAUGCAUGCAGAGGACUCCUCAUUGAUGAAAGUGGGAGUCUCUGUAACUGAUCAACAACUAAUAGGAGACAAUAUGUAAAGUAAACUUCAUCUUUAGUUAUUUGAUGUGUUUAUAAUCCAGUUUUAGUGAACUUUUGUGCUUUAGAGCUGGACUUUGUCAAUAAUUAAAUCUGUAGUAGUUAGUUUCUACAAUGAUGAAGUCAGCUGUUUGAUGAUGAAAGGUUGGACUCGAAUUUUACAGUUCCUUCCUCUGAGAUUGCUAUGCAAAAUUAAAUGUUAUGUCUAUUA